AAAUCUCAUUGGGAACCAAAAAUGAGUCUUUUGUUGCAGAGUUAAAACACAAAACUUGGAAUGGAGAGAAUUGAGCAGAAGAUCUGAGGUUGCUGUUUUGCUCUAUGUUUUAUUACCUAUUCGAGUAGAAGAAAAGGAAAGGUUAUUAGCUAAGCAGUGUAACUGAUUCGCAUACUGAGCAUGGCUUAUGUUCCACCUCACAAACGACUAUCCAAGAACGAUGAUGGCGAAGGUUCUUCAUCGCAGUCUCCAUUACCAAAGCCAGCGUUGCCUUAUUUUCUGAUCAAAAAGGACAAAAAUCUCAAACACAAGUCUGCUGGAUCAAGUAGUGUCUCGGCUUAUAAAUAUGAUAGUAUAUUCAAGUGGUUCGCUGUUGGUUUGGAUGAUCAUAAUCACUUGCCACCUUCUGUUCAUCUCCGAACUAUUUCUGGGGAAACCGUUGAUGGGAAAAUUUUAAAACGUCAAGUUUUAUAUUAUGACAGUGAUGAUGAGAGCUUUACAAGAAGACGGCCAUGGGAGUACAUUGCAGAAAAUCUGCUACAAGAUUUGCUUUCUUCUUUUGAUGAAUAUAGGAGCAGAAGGGAGACUGAUAAGGACCUUCAAAAAGUUGACCCGAAGACAAUCCUCCUAAUCGCUAGAUUUGGCAAAGUUUUUUUUAGUGGGCCUUCAUAUUAUGAACACAAAUUUGAGAGAACAAAUUUAGUUUCUGAAGACUCACUGAGGCCACUGAGAAGCUCAUUUUACACAAAUAUUCCAGAAUCAUAUGUGGAAUACUUAUUAAAUGAAGGUGCCUCAAAGAGUGGACUUGAAUUUGAACAGGAGAAAGAAGUGUAUCGUGUUUAUUUUGGUGACGUAACACAACCAGGUAAAUCUAUGUGGUGCAAAUGUAAGGUAGUAGAAGAUGGAAAGCUUCAUUUAUGCAAGAUGGAGCACAGCCAUUCGCGUUACAUGCUCACAGACAUAUCUUGCCUUGAAAAGAAUUUGGACCUGAGGCUGGAUCUAGUCACCAAAAGAACUAAACCUGUUCUUAUUGAUGAGGACAUGCAAAGCCUCAAAGAUUUGAUUAGUUCUGCUAUUGUAGAUACAAAUCUUAAGAUUGGUCUGAGAUGGCCUUCGGGGAAGACUGUGUCUGGAAAUAAAUUUUUCUUGGGUAAAGUAUGGCGCAUAACAAGUAAAGCAUUCAAGGGUCCAUUGCUAAGGCUGAAGAUCAGAGAAGUUUUUCGGUCUAAAAGUGAGGAAGCUACAAGGGAGGUUUUUGUCAUGCUGAAGGGAUUAACUACAGAAUUACUGAAAGAAGAUGCUGAUAGGAAUCUCAUUAGUGAAAAGCUUAAGGAUGACUUGAAGGUUCUAUGGAACAACAUUCUUUGCUGUGAUGAGCACUUUCCAAAAGAGAUCAUUUUCGAACAAAGUCUUAGAUCCACAUGGUGUGUUGUUGGUUUGGAUGAUCAUGAUCAGUUUCCACCUUCUGUUCAUCUCCAACCUCAUCCAUCAGUGUCCCUCCUUCGGAAAUCUGGUGUUUUAAAGCCUUUAGCUUUAAUUAACAGUGAUCUUGCUGAACAAAGUUGCAGCAAAGUAACAGAGAGCUUUACAAGAAGCCCGUGGGAAUACAUAGCAGAAAAUGUGCUACGAGUCUUGCUUUCUACUUUUGGACAAUGGAGGAAAGAAAUGCAGUCUGAAGAUGUAAAAAAUACGCCAACUGUAAUUGCUAGAAUAGGGAAAGUUAUUUUUCAUCGGAGGCCUUUAAUCAACCAAGAAUCUGUCACAACAAAUUUGCUUUCUGUAGACGAAUUGAGACCGAUAAAGAAAUCAUUGUACACGAAUGUUCCCAAUUCAUAUGUGGAACACACAAUGAAAGAAGGUGCCUCAAAGAGUGGACUUCAAUUUGAAAAGGAAAAAGAAGCAUUCCAUGUAUAUUUACGUGACACCACAGAACGAGAUGAAUAUAUGUUAUGCAAAUGUAGGGUACUGAAAGAAGAUGGAAAGCUUCAAUUGUACAAGAUUCAACCCGGCGACACAUUCUGUGUGCUCAAGCAAAUAUCUUGUCUUGAAAAGAAUUUGGAUAUGAGACUGGAAGUAAUCUUCAAAGAAACUGUAACUGAUCUUAUUGAAGAUGACAUGCAAAUCAUCAGAAAUUUAAUUGAUUCUGCUGUAGUAGAUAGCAAUGUUCAGGGUGGUCUGAGAUGGACCUUGGGGAAGACUGUUUUUGGAGAUAAAUUUCGUGUUGAUGUAGUCUCGCACACAACAAGCAAAGUAUACAAAAAUUCAUCAUUGAAGCUGAAGAUCAAUGAUGUUGACUUGUAUGAUUUUGAGUCUUCAAAAGGGCAAGUUGAAAGGGAGGUUGUUAUGUCUUUGAAAGGAUUAUCUAACGAAUUACUGAAACAAGAGGUCCAUAUCAAUGUUAUUAAUGAUGUGCUUAAGGAGGAGUUGAAAGUUCUAUGGAACAACUUUCUCUAAUGUGGAGGCUUUACAACAUUAUCCAGAUCAGAUCGAUGUAACAUAUUUCAAUAAUUUUUAUCAAGGGGUACUUUGUGUUGUAUAUUCAGGAGCAUGUGGUCAGUACUUGGGUAUAAAUCUCUAAUUAUUGUUGAGAGGCUUGUAAGGUCAGCUGUUGAAGCUUUUAUGGAACAAAUUUCUUUAUAGUUGUAAACUCUCUUUUAAUGUGAUCUUGCUCUUGCGUGUUGCAGAAUUUGAUACUUUCGUUCUUAUUUUUCUUAUAAAUUUCAUCAAGGCAGUAUAUGCAUAUUAUAUGUUGACAUUAUCAUGGGGAAUAAUCAAGUAGAAGACCAUUUGUUUUUCUCUCUUA
Molecule: messenger RNA, 2803 nt
Organism: Humulus lupulus (European hop)
Lineage: Eukaryota; Viridiplantae; Streptophyta; Magnoliopsida; Rosales; Cannabaceae
Exons: 14
Coding region: 181-2454 (757 amino acids)
Source: RefSeq, a predicted model, not a curated record